Messenger RNA from Coffea eugenioides, 1746 nucleotides. RefSeq lists its product as uncharacterized. Gene Ontology annotation, molecular function: nucleic acid binding; zinc ion binding. The transcript has 6 exons. Bases 1 to 1746 code for a protein of 581 amino acids. The record is from RefSeq and is a predicted model, not a curated record. NCBI's taxonomy places the organism in Eukaryota, Viridiplantae, Streptophyta, Magnoliopsida, Gentianales, Rubiaceae.
AUGAUAGACCCCAAGUUUGAAUUGGGGAUGAAAUUUGAGUCAAGGCAACAAUUCAAGGCAGCAGUGACCGAAUAUGGUAUCAAAAAAGGUAAAUCAGUCUGGACAUGUAAAAAUGAUACCAAAAGGAUGAAGGCUGUUUGUAGAGACCCGUGUCCUUGGUUUGUCUUUGCAUCAAUUGAGAGAGCACUUGGUACAUCAGAUUUGGUGGUAAAUACAAUGCAUGAUGUGCAUGAGAAUUGCAAUCACGCUUGGAAGAAUAAAAACAUGACUUCUACAUGGCUAUCCAAUAGGUAUAUGGAGAGAAUCAGGUCUAACACAAAGAUGCCUGUUAGGGAGCUUAGGCAAACUGUUCAUGAGGAUUAUGAGGUUGAGAUUUCUAAAUGGGUGGCUAGAAAACCAAGAGCCAAGGUUAUACAGCUUAUUAAGAGGUUUGCAGAGGCACAAUACAAGAAGAUUUGGGAAUAUUACAGUAAUCCAAGAUUCAUGCGACUAUACUGCUGCCUUGGGCCACUUAAGAAAGGCUUUAAGGAUAGUUGUAGGGCUAUUAUAGGCUUAGAUGGAUGCCAUCUGAAAGGCACUUAUCCAGGACAAUUACUUACUGUUCUUGGAGUGGACCCUAACAAUGGUUAUUGGCCAAUUGUGUGGGCAGUUGUGGAGAAAGAAGCCACGGAACAAUGGACAUGGUUUCUAAAGUUGUUGAGUGAGGAUUUGGAUAUACAAAACCAAUGCCACUACACUUUUAUCUCUGACCAACAAAAGGGACUGGACAGAGCAUUAGCUGAGGUGCUUCCAAACUGUGAGCACCGAUAUUGUGUGCAGCAUUUAUAUAGAAAUUUUAAGAAAAAGCAUCCAGGAGAGGCGUUGAAGGAGAGAUUUUGGAAUAUUGAAGCACACAACUGGGUGAAAAAGGCACCUCAUCCUCGGCAUUGGUGCAAGGCAUUUUUCCCAACUCAUGCCAAAAGUGAUAUGAUGGUCAAUAACCUUUGUGAAUCUUUUAAUGCUCAUAUCCUUGAAGCCAGAGAUCAGCCUGUAAUUUCACUACUAGAGACUAUCAGAGAGUAUAUUAUGGAUAGGAUUCAACAAAGAAAGACAGCUAUGGAGAAAUGUAAAGGUCCUAUUGGACCACUGCCCAAGGAAAUUGUUGAUGAAAGAGUGAAGCGUUCAACUCACUGGAAUCCUAUUUGGAAUGCUGCUGUUGGUUAUCAAGUGAAGGGCCUUAAAGGAGACCAAUAUGCUGUAGACCUAAAAAAAAGGCAUUGCACCUACAAAUUAUGGGCCAUAUAUUGUAAUAUCCUCCAAUCAAUUAGUGGUGAAAUUCUAUGGCCCCCAUCCACCAUGCCUAUAUUGGACCCACCACUCACUGUUGCUCAGCCUGGGAGGCCAAGAAAGGCUCGAAGGAAAGACAUCACAGAGGAAAAAAAUCAUGGUAGAAAAUUGAGAAGGAGAAUUAUUAUACAUUGCAAAAAGUGUGGGAAGGCAGGUCACAAUGCAGCUACAUGCUGCAAAGAAGGGUCUACUCAAUCUAAUCAAGUAGAAGACGAUACUGAUAUUGGUCUACAUACUCCACAGGGUGCAGAAAAUCCUAGAAGUCCAAAGUCCUCUACGAGGCCAUCUAAAAGGCAGACUGUUAGAAAGGACCAGCAAAGGAAGAAAAAAAGAAAUGUGCAGCAACAAUCUCCUCAAGUUCACGAGGCGUAUGAGUAUCAGAAUGAACACCAACAUAAGGCAUUUGAAUCUGAGCAUUAG